AUGAUGAAGGGCAAGGCACCGAGCACGAUUUUAAAGAGGGCAAGAGCGUUGGUUUUGCUGCAAGACUUCUUGAACGACAAGAAUGUUUCUUUCCCGUGCUUGGAGAGUGAUGUUUAUGAUUUCUUGAAGACUCUUGAGCGAGACGGAGCCCCUCCGAGCCGCAUCUCUUCGAUCAUGGAGGUGCUGCAUGAUGCUCUUGAGAAGCAUGCCGACCAGUGGACACGGGUCUUCGCAGGUGCAUGCUUGGUUUGCUGCUACAGCAGGUGCCGGUGGAGCGAUGUCCAGCACACUGAGGCUGCAGAGCAAGCGACACAAGUUUUUGCAUGCGAUUUCGCCUGCCCUUGGAAUCAGACCCUUCGGGCAGCUAUGGAGGACUUGUCGGGAGGGAGCCCAACAGUCAGAGCCCUCGACACCGACGAGGCUACUUCGUGGAUGAGGCUGAUGUUGGGGCUCGGUGAUGAGAGCCUUCAGGUUUCCUCGAAGUCCAUGAAGGCCACCAUCAUUUCUUGGGCAGCCAAGCGCGGAGUCGAUCCUUUGACUCUUCAGAGACUUGGUUACCAUGCAGCGGGAGGUAUGGACUUGGUGUACAGCCGUGAUGCUCAGGCCCCUUUGCUGUUGGUGGUAGAGAAAGUGUUAAAGGAAGUCAGAGAAGGAAUUUUCCGUCCUGACGAGACACGGAGCGGGAGGCUUGUGUCUAUUGAUGCAAAGCCCCUGGCCGGCAGCUUUGUGCCGGGCCUGGGUGAGGCAUCAGUUGCUGAGGGCUCACCUGUGCACGAGCAUGUGCCCGCCGCGUGUAAAGUGGAGGUGGCCUCUGCUGAAGCCACAGAUGCUGCCAUCAUUUCCAUCAGUGACUCUGAGGCCAGUGAUUCCUUAGGGGAGUCAUCGGAGGAGUCUGAUGAGGACUUUGGGCAGCCCAUAGCUUUUGUGGCCCGGGGGCAAGUCAUCCCAGCUGGAUUCGAUUUGUGGAGACACAGUUCUUCACAG
This is a messenger RNA of Symbiodinium necroappetens, 984 nucleotides long. The record is from the annotation of a GenBank genome assembly. NCBI's taxonomy places the organism in Eukaryota, Dinophyceae, Suessiales, Symbiodiniaceae.